Molecule: messenger RNA, 844 nt
Organism: Manihot esculenta (cassava)
Lineage: Eukaryota; Viridiplantae; Streptophyta; Magnoliopsida; Malpighiales; Euphorbiaceae
Product: translationally-controlled tumor protein homolog
Exons: 5
Coding region: 128-634 (168 amino acids)
Cellular component (GO): cytoplasm
Molecular function (GO): calcium ion binding
Source: RefSeq, a predicted model, not a curated record
ACCCUCGCUUAUAAUUUGCUUUGUCCACAUUUCAGCGCUCUCUCUCGCUCUCUCGCUCUCUUGCGUGCUUCUUGCUCCUGCUUCUUCUCUCCUCUGUGUGGUUCGAUCCGGGAGUAACUCCGCAAUCAUGUUGCUAUAUCAGGAUUUGCUUACCGGUGAUGAACUUCUCUCAGAUUCCUUCUCAUACAAGGAAAUUCACAAUGGCAUGCUGUGGGAGGUUGAGGGAAAGUGGGUUGUACAAGGAGCCGUAGAUGUAGACAUUGGUGCAAAUCCUUCUGCUGAGGGUGCAGACGAAGAUGAGGGUGUUGAUGAUCAAGCUGUUAAAGUAGUUGAUAUUGUUGAUACAUUUAGACUUCAGGAGCAACCCUCUUUUGACAAGAAGCAGUUUGUCACAUACAUGAAAAGGUUUAUCAAGUUGACGACAGCAAAGCUGGAUGAGGAGAAGCAAGAGAAGUUCAAGAAAAACAUUGAGGGAGCAACCAAGUUCCUGCUCUCGAAGCUCAGCGAUCUCCAAUUUUUUGUGGGAGAGAGUAUGCAUGAUGAUGGAUCUCUUGUGUUUGCUUACUACAAGGAAGGUGCCACUGACCCAACAUUUUUGUACUUUGCUUAUGCUCUGAAGGAGGUCAAAUGCUAAGUAUGGAUGCGAGCUUCGAGGUGGAAGUUAUAGUUUAUCUUUGCACUGCUUUAUUUGGUGAAUUGUGACUACUAUUUUGGUUUAAUUGCUGUUGAUUGACUGUAAGAUUUGUAAACGUGUUACCAUAACAUGCUUUUCUAUAUUGUUGGGAUUAAUGUGGUGGUUCACAAAUAAUUUAAUCGUCUAUUGAGUAUUCAAAUUUUAUGGCAA